Sardina pilchardus (European sardine) is the source of this 1170-nucleotide messenger RNA. RefSeq lists its product as uncharacterized. The transcript is spliced from 2 exons. Bases 1 to 1170 code for a protein of 389 amino acids. The record is from RefSeq and is a predicted model, not a curated record. NCBI's taxonomy places the organism in Eukaryota, Metazoa, Chordata, Actinopteri, Clupeiformes, Clupeidae.
AUGCCGGGUCCAGCGGAGCUCCUGUCUGUUGUGUGGGCUAUGUUGAUUUGUCUUCGUUUGACAAAUCAACGGAGAAGAAACAUACGCAACAGAAGACGCCUUCGCCGUAUGCUUGCAGUUGUCGGGAUGUUUCAGAGUGACCGCCCAGUGACAUACUGUAGUAUCAACUUUGAUGUGCCGAUCCUGCGCCUGUGGUGUAAUGUGGAUUUGGACACCAGACAGGACUUCAGACUUUCGAGGCAAGCCAUGCAUUCCCUUCAGCGUCUGAUGAGGAGGGAGCAGGACCAUGGUUGGGGCCACGAAUAUGAAGUUUUAAUCUACGUAUACUGGCUUGCCCAUGGUCUUUCCUACCGUGUGGUGUCUCGUGUCUUUAGCGUGCCCAAAUCCACCAUCCACAGAAUUGUGCAUAGGGUGGCACAGUUCAUUUGGGACAACCUUCAUAGAGCCAUCAGUUUCCCAAAGCCUACAGACAUGGACGCUGUGGGCAAUGGAUUUGCCCAGCUUGCUGGGACACCAGCCCUGAACAAAGCGGUAGGGGCCAUUGACGGGUGUCAUGUACGGAUCAAGCCUCCAGCACUCCAUCGGCUGGACUAUUUAAAUUACAAGGGCUUUUAUUCUGUCAACAUGCAAGCCAUUUGUGACUAUACUGGAAAAUUCCUGGACGUUUUUGUGGGCUAUCCAGGUUCGGUCCAUGACACCCGGAUUUUAAAAAACAGUUCAUUUUACCUUGCUAGAAGGUACCCGCCUAAUGGAUACUUCAUCCUGGGAGAUGGCGGAUAUCCUUGUUUGGAGACACCGAUCUCUCUAAUCACUCCUUACAGAGAACCUGUAAAUUGCCAGAUGCAAAGGAAGUUUAACUACCAUCAGUCAAGGGCCCGUUCUGUUGUGGAGAGAGCAUUUGGGGUGAUGAAGACUCGCUGGAGGUCAACCCUGUUCAGAGCUUUGGAGGUCAGACCUUCAUUUGCGCCCCAGGUGGUUGCAUCAUGUGCCUUCCUGCACAAUGUCUGCCUGGACAACGGAGAUGUCCUGGAACCUGAUAAUGAUGCGGCACUGGACAUCCUGGACCCGGAACCUCCCCUCCAAGAAGCUCCUCAGGUGCACGAGAGACCAGGGAAUGCAACAAGGGACAGGCUUGCAGCAUUGAUCAACGUGCAAGCCAUUGAAAAUUGA